UCGAGGACGUACUAGAGUACAAUGACAUACCUUGCUCGCAGCCACCGCAGUAGCAGGCCAGCUUUCUGAGCUCAUCUAUCUUUUGAAGCACCCGAGAAUUCUCUCGCCUCUCUCACAAUUUUUAUCCUUCCUCGAGCUAGCCUAGUCCAAGAGCAGCAGCAGCAGCACGUCAAGAUCAGAAGCAGCAAGUCAAGAGACAUCCAGCCACUACAACAGAACACCACCAUGAAGCUUGGAAUCAUGAAUGCCCGCCGUGCUACCGUCACCAGCACUUCCAUCCGCAAGUCUUUCUCCUUCGACCCAGCAUCUCAGUCAAUGGCACUUGCGGAACUUGAAGCAAUGGGCAUGGACCAACCAUUGAACCAAGCCCCUUCGCCUGACAAGCCCGUCACACGCAAGAGUGACACCAAGAAGGGCAAGAAGACUGCAGCACUCCCCAAAAGGUCUAGUUCGAAUGGUGCUCCCUCAUCCAACACAGAUCCUGCGGCAAGGUCAAUGGACCAGUGCGAAGUCAACUACAUGUCCUCGGAGGAAAUGCACGAUCUGACAGCUUUCAUGCAAAUUCUGGAACAGCAGAACAAGGGGACCCAAAAGAAAAGGAUCAGAAAGAGCCUCAAACUGCCAGCCGUUUAAUGAUGAGGAUGCGUCGCUACUACAGGGCAACUCGAGGUCGGCCAUGAAUAGGAGAACGAGGAAAGCUCCAAGCACAGAUGAAGAAUCAGAGAGGAUGGACCAAACCUGGUCCCACACAAAGGCUCUUUUGCAUAGUCACCAGCCACAGUUUUGAUAAGAGUAUUGCAUUCAAAGUUUUUGCACUAGACUAGCUG
Messenger RNA from Seminavis robusta, 827 nucleotides. The record is from the annotation of a GenBank genome assembly. NCBI's taxonomy places the organism in Eukaryota, Bacillariophyta, Bacillariophyceae, Naviculales, Naviculaceae.